AUGGCCACUUCCCUUAGGGAAAGAAGAUACGUACCUUCGUUUAUGUUGAAUCUCCGAAUCAAGAGUUGGAAGAAGUUUUGUAUACGGAUAUCGUAUGUUUUGUGGAUAUUCAUUGUUUUUUAUCUCUUCUAUAGGAAGUUUGAUAGCCCAUCCACAUCGCUGACACCCCUUCAGUUGGAAAACAACAUCAAAGAGCAGCAACAACUCCAGAAGGAGAACCCCGAGACGAGCCCUGGCUUCACUAUCGAUGCGGCCAACAAGUUGUUUACUCCGUACAUGGAGAGUUUGUUACCUCCGGCGCAUGAUUUGUUCUCCAAAAGUUUGGUUAUUCAUGCGGACAACUACAACUCCCUUGUGAAUACCUUCGGGUUCGCCAAAAUCUUGAAGGAGACCAGCUUCAGUGAGAGAUGUGACUUGUACUUCAAGAACUUGUACAUGGAAGAUCCCAGUUGGAAAGUUGACCCUGGACACGAUUAUGCAUUCAACAGAGGAGGUUGGGACUCCCCUGAGAAGUACAUGGGUAAUAAGCUCCAUGAAUACAAAGAAGAGCAAAGAAAAGAGUUGGGGCUCGCCUCCGAUGCCAAGAUUGAAGUUCCUCCAGAAGUAGUGGAAGCAAUCAAACAGGCGCAUGAAGAUGAAAAAACUGGUAGUUUGUACGACGAACAGUUAAUUCAUAACUCGUUAACUAAUGUUAAGUUGUUCAAUAAGUGUUACCUCUAUGGAGGCUCUCAAGAGGCAGAAAAGGAAACUUCUGACUUCAUCAAGAAACAACAGCUGGAUAUAGAUUCCUUGGGAUUGAGCCAAGUCCAAACCGAUGCAAACAUAUCUCCCGAGAAGUUGGAGUCUUUAAUGUCUAAGAAAUUUAGUUCUUGUGAUGACUUAGAGUCAAGAGUUUACCCUUGGUUAACUGGAAAAUUACCAACCUAUACUAGAUGGGAUGGUUCCAAGAUUGAAAAUGAUUUCCCGCUCAUGUGUAAGUAUGUCGGUGAUAACAAGUGCCCCAAGCUUAAGGAAGAUUCACCAGCUUCUUCUACUCUUACUGGUGACAAGUUGUGUUUCACAAAGAUCUUCAGAAAUAAGUUGAAUGGCCAAGGUAUUGGUUUAACUAUCGGUGAUUCACAUUUAGAAAUGGCCUUAAGAUUAAUUAGAUUGUUGAGAUCCUUGGAUAAUGAGUUACCUAUUGAAAUCAUAUACAACAAUCCAAUCUCGCAAGAACUGAAGGAUCAAAUUGUAAAGGCCUCAAGGAAUGAACUUAUAGAUGAAAACGGCAAAGUAUUAAUCCCACAAGAAGUUUGGUUUGUCGAUGUAUCUGCAUGCCUUCACGAUGAUCACUCACGUAGAUUUGGAAGCUAUGGUAACAAGAUUUUGGCAACACUUUUCAAUUCGUUUGCAGAAUUUAUGUUAUUGGACGCUGAUACUGUUGUAUUGGAACCACCUUCAUACUUUUUCGACUUACCAAAGUAUAAACAAUACGGAACACUUUUCUAUAAGGAUAGACUGGCCAUAGAAUACAGAGGUAGACAUGACGUCAAAUUCUUCAGAAAGAUUAUGCCUUCUGAAUUUGAUACUGUUUUCUUUGGCUUUCCACAGAUUACUGGGUACACAUUGGACAGAGAGUUUUUCAAAGGUUUGAAUCACUAUAUGGAAAGUGGUUUGGUUAUGAUUGAUAGGAAGAGGCACUUUACUCAGGCUUUAUACAUGGCGCAAUUAAAUUUCAUUAGACCAGCUAACAGUAGAGUCUAUGGUGAUAAAGAAUUAUUCUGGCUCGCUAUGACCAUUUCAGGAGAUGAAUCGUAUUAUUUUAAUAAGCAUAACGCUGCUGCCAUUGGUUCUAUUACCCCCGAAAUUGAAAGAGUUAAGAGCUCUAAAGUUGGAAAGACUAGUUUUAAGGCUGCAGAGCUUUGUUCCAAUCAUCCAGCACAUAUCAACGAUGAGGAUGAACACAGUUUGUUGUGGUUCAAUUCUGGUUUCAAGUUCUGUGGACAAACUCACAAUGUUGACUUUGAAAAGGAAUUCAGUGAAAAGUCUAGAUAUUUGGACUAUUCAGACUCUAUUGAACAAUUUACCAAGUUUUUCAACGAUAAGCUUGAAAUUACACAAGCAAUCAUUCCUCCAGGAAAUUUUGACUUGGGAAUGGUAGCUAAAAACGAUGAGCAUGAACCUGACAGAGGUUGGGUCAAUAUGAGACAAUAUUGCCAUGGAUACACCUGGUGUGCAUAUUCUCUGAUUGGUGGUAACGUUAUGAAUGAAAUAUCCAAAGAGAUGACCACAAGUAUGCAAUCAGGAUUCCUCAUUGAUUUCAGUAAGGCAGAAACUGCGAGAUUCAAUUAUUUGGGAACUGUUUGGACCAGUUGGUUUGACUUUAGAAGUGAAAAACAGAAGGAGCUUGAUAUUGAAAAUGCCGCAAAGGAAAAGAUAGAGAAAGAAAAGAAGGCUGCAGAGAAAGCCGCAAAGGAAAAGGAAGAAAAGGAAAAGGCUGAGAAAGAACAGGCUGAGAAGGAGAAGGCUGAGAAAGAAAAGAAAGAGAAGGAAGAGAAAGAAAAGGCAGAGAAGGAAAAGGCAGCAAUAGAAAAGGAAGAAAAUGAAGACGCUGAAAAGGAGAUAGCUGAAUUGGAAAAAUCUGCACAAGAAAAGCCCCAAGAGAGAUAG
Molecule: messenger RNA, 2649 nt
Organism: Dujonia railenensis
Lineage: Eukaryota; Fungi; Ascomycota; Pichiomycetes; Serinales; Debaryomycetaceae
Source: the annotation of a GenBank genome assembly